Messenger RNA from Spodoptera frugiperda (fall armyworm), 2785 nucleotides. RefSeq lists its product as uncharacterized. The record is from RefSeq and is a predicted model, not a curated record. Bases 403 to 1515 code for a protein of 370 amino acids. Lineage: Eukaryota; Metazoa; Arthropoda; Insecta; Lepidoptera; Noctuidae. The transcript is spliced from 2 exons.
AUACAUAAUUAAUUAAUUAAUUCGACGGGUGCAAAGUAAAAAAAGUCAACUGCAAUUUUGAGAUUUUGGUUUUUUUGUAAAAACUAACUUAAAAUAUCAUGUUCUACAACAUAGCAAAAACAAAAACACAAAAAUCAUCUAAUUUUUGGUACUUUUUUUACGUAAAAGAAGACAACUACACCUGUUUUGUGAAAUUGCGCGAUGUAGAUGCGGGUAGUUACCGCUGGCCGUUUAUACGCGGGACGCGCGGGGGGCCAGCGGUCAGUCAUAUUUCGUCAUCAGUCAGAUGACAUGUGCUUCGCCGGCCGGCACGAUUAUUUGUUUCUUUUGAUUUGUUAAGUGAUAAAGUUUGUCGAAAAGUGUUAUCAUACUAGUAAACAGUUUGCAUUUAACACAAUAGACAUGGAAAGACGUAAAUUAUUGGUGAAUUUGGGCAAAACGAGACGACAGUGCGCUAUUAUGAACCGAGAAGAUCUGUUACAACUUAUUGAUAACAACCGUGAAACUAGUUCUGAGAGUCCGAAGCGACCUUUUAAAGAAGAUGAAAGCUUACAGAACAUAAGCGAUGGUUUUUUUGAGAAAAAUGCUGUGUUGGCCGAUGAAGUUAUUGAACAUCUUAUAGAAGACCUUGAUGUGUCAGCAAUGAAGACAAAUGAGUAUCAGUUAACUUCGCAAGAUAAGUCUCCAUGUACUGUGUAUUCUAGGUCGGUCACACCAGUUCACCCUCAAUCUGACACACAAAUUAAUUGUGAAAAUUUUGAUAUUGGUAAUAGAGAUUCUCCGAGCAAAUUAUCGGAUAAUACACCAACACCCUCAGAAUACAAUUCAUUUACUUCAAGUCCGCCGUGUCCAUUAUCAGAAUUAGAUCAAAAUAUCUGUUUAUUAAACUCAGGGAGGCCAUCGAGUAUGUCACUUUCAAACUGUCAAUCUUAUACAAGCAACACCAGUGAUGCUUCUUCGGCUGUGGAGGCAUCAAGUGAAUGUUCUACGCCUUCCUCCUUAAAUGGUAGAAAAAGACGUCAGUUCAGUAUAGAUAGAACGAAGAAAAGGCGAUUGAGAAAUAAAGACAAGUGGAUUGAUACGAGACGUAAAUUACUAUUAAAUUCAGGUAAACAACAUCAGUCCAGAAAUGGAAAAUUGCAACCUGCUAAACAACUUAAGCCGUCAUGUGGUAUUUGCAAAUUUAACUGUAGCGCAAAAAUAUCUCACGAAGAUAGAAAACUUAUCUUUGAUCGUUUUUGGAAUCUCUGUGAUCACGAAAAGCAAUGGGUUUUUAUAGGUAAAUAUACAAAACGUUGUAUGAAACGAAGAAUUACUACAGAGAAUGAUUCUAAACGCCAAUACAGUGUAAACUAUACACUUCCAACAAAUUUAAAAGAAACCAGCCCUAGAACUAUAAAAGUGUGCAAAACAAUGUUUAAGAAUACGCUGUCGGUAAGUAAUCAGUUUAUACAGAUAAAUAUGAUAAAAAUACUAGUAGCUGUGAAAAAGAUUUCAGAGGUCGUCUGGCAAUAAAAACAAGGUUUGUACAGCCGCCAUAAUAAAAGGAGUGUGUGAUCAUGUCAACUCGUUUCAACCAGUGGAGUCACAUUAUACAAGAAAAGACACAAACAAAGUUUACUUGGCUGAUUUAAAUUUCUCCACAAUGUUUAAGUUGUACCAGACUUGGGCAGAGGAAAAUAAUAUUGUGGAGAGAGUACAAACAGCGCGCCAGUACCGAGAUAUAGUUAUCAAGGAAAUGAACAUAGCCUUUUAUAUUCCUAAAAAAGAUCAGUGCGACGUCUGUAUAGCAUUUAAAAAUUGCCUUCCUUCACUAACCUCACAACAAGAUGAGUACAAUAAACAUAUUCAAGAUAAAAAUAUAGCGAGAUCUUUAAAGAAACAAGACAAAAAUGAAGCAUCUUCUAAUCCUGAAACUAUAACUUCGGCCACCUUUGAUUUCCAAAAAAUUUUGUCGACACCACACGGAGAAACCCGUUCGUUUUAUUAUAAGCGUAAACUUUCUGUUUUUAAUUUUACUGUUUUUGAUAUGGGACUUAAAAAAGGAAUAUGUUAUUAUGUGGCCUGAAACUAUAGCUAAGCGGGGUUCGAAUGAAGUGGCUAGUUGCCUUUAUAAUUUUAUACAACAGUCAACUGAUAGAGGCAUCAAAGAUAUCCGCCUGUGGUCCGAUAACUGUGGCGGUCAAAACAGGAACCGUAUUGUAUUUCUGAUGUAUGUAUACUUUUUAUUUCCAAAAAUGUAUAAGAAGUUACGUUUUUUUUAUUAUAAUAAAUGAAUGAUUCAUAAAUAAAUAUUUCAUUUAACCUCCUUCUUAAUCAUGUUCCUGGCACCAAAUCGACGACGUAGAAAAAGACAUCUGCGCAAUUAAGUUCAAAACUUGGUGUAUUUAAGAUGUAAAACUGUCAUUAACUAAUUUUAAUAAUAGGAAGUGUUACACUUUUCGUUUUACUGAAAUAUACUAAUCAUACUUUACUAAAUCUAAUUUUUUAAAUUCCCAUGUAGAAACGACCAAGUGGUAGUUAACACAGUUGUCUUUUUUUGAAGAGCAAAGUAGAUACAGACAACUACAAUAUCUCGAAAAUUAAACAUAAUUAGAAAAAACGAAACAUACAUGUGGAUAUAUUAUUAAAUAAUAAAGCAAUGAUGAAAAUUUCAAUAAAUUUGGUUUAAAAUUGACAAAAUGGGAGCAUUUUUUCCUAUUAUGCGCUCUCCUGUAAAGUAGCAGUUUUGUAGAUGACUCUUUUUACUUUGCACCCGUCGAAUUAAUAAUACUAAUAAUGUCGG